AUGGCGCAUACUGACGACGAGAGAGAGCUCGAGCGCGCCGUCUCCCAGAACAAUGUCGAGGAGCAGGAUCUGGAAAAGAGAGAUGAGCCGGUACAAUAUCUGGAAGUCCCCAAGGGCACGAGAAGAGAUGGGCGAGGAAAGAGCCAAGACAGUGUGCGAUUGGAAAAGGUCGAGUCGACGGUAACCGAAGCCACUGAAGCCAGCACACCUGCCUAUGUACACCAGACCAAGCCAGAGAAAGUACCAUGGCGUUACAGAAUAAACCCGCUCCGCCGAAAUCCUCCACCUGUACCAGAGGAGAGGACAGUAUGUCGAGAAUACAAUGCGAGCUUCCUCAGUCUUGUAUUGUUCCAAUGGAUGAAUCCUCUCAUGACCACGGGUUACAAGCGGCCCAUCGAGUUGAACGACAUUUGGCUUGUCAACCCUGACAGGAGCGCCAAUACCAUGAGGGAAAAACUGACGGCUUCUUUUGAUCGUCGUGUUGCUCGGGGGGAACGCAACCCUCUGAUGUUUGCCCUCUUCGACACCUUCCGAAGCGAAUUCCUGCUUGGAGCCAUGUGUGCAUUGUUCUCUGCCAUGUUUCAGGUCUUUUCUCCCUUCACCACCCGCUAUCUGAUUCAGUUUGCUACAGAUGCCUGGAUCGCCGACAAGACCGGUGGCAAAUCUCCCAGCAUCGGUCAUGGCAUCGGCUUAGUCAUUGGAAUCACAUUUAUGCAAAUGUGUCAGUCUAUGUCAACCAAUCAUUUCAUCUACCGUGGUAUGAUGGUUGGAGGAGAAUGCAGGGCAGUGCUAAUCAACGCCAUCUUUGAGAAAUCUCUGGUCAUCUCCGGAAGGGCAAAAGCCGGGGGAAAGGCAAUCAAGGCCGAAGGAGUACCUGAGACGACAGUACAGACAGAAGACGAGAAGCACGAAGCUAGAUCGACCCUUGCACGUGUCCUUUCUAAGAGACUUCAUCCCAAAGGAGGCCCGAAAGUUACGCCUGACAAAGGUGCCGGCAUUGCGGGAGACGGUGUUGGUUGGAACAAUGGCAGGAUUGUCAACUUGAUGAGUGUUGAUACUUAUCGUAUUGAUCAAGCCUCCGGCUUGUUCCAUAUCAUGUGGACGUCACCCAUUCAGAUCAUCGUCGUCUUGGUCGUGCUGUGUAUCAACAUUGGAUACAGUGCUCUGGCAGGGUAUGCUUUACUGGUCAUUGUGCUUCCCAUCCUGACCAAGGCAAUCAAGUCCCUCUUAGCGAGGAGGAAAAAGAUCAACAAAAUCACGGAUCAGCGUGUCGGCCUGACGCAGGAAAUUCUAGGUUCCGUGCGGUUUGUCAAAUUCUUCGGGUGGGAGACGAGCUUUCUGGACCGGCUGAAGGAACUCCGCAAGAGAGAAAUCAGAGCUGUGCAGGUCUUGCUGUCAAUCAGAAAUGCAAUCAACGCGGUCGCCAUGUCAAUGCCAGUCUUCGCAGCAAUGCUGGCCUUCAUUACAUAUUCGCUUUCUAACCACGGCCUUGAACCUUCGAGGAUAUUUUCGUCUUUGGCCCUCUUCAACUCCUUACGGAUGCCGCUCAAUCUGCUUCCCCUGGUUCUUGGACAAGUUACCGAUGCCCAGACCGCCCUGCAACGUAUUCAAGAGUUUCUACUGUCUGAAGAACAGCAAGAUGAGAUCAUCUGGGAUGAGGAGAUGGAGCCUGCAGUCGAAGUGCAACAUGCUUCCUUCACUUGGGAACGGACUGCUAAUCAAGAUGUGGAAAGGGCUGGCGCAUUCCAGACGAGGGGCGAGCUCAUGGCUGCCAAAAAAGCUGAAAAGGAACGGAAGAAAGCCCAGAAGAAGGCCGAUAAAGCAGCCAGGAAGAACAAGAAAUCUCCUGGGGCAUCCAACGAAGACAUUGCAAGUGAGACCACCGAGGUUGAACCCUUCAAAUUGCAUGACAUGGACUUCACAGUGGGCCGAAAUGAGCUGAUCGCUGUUAUUGGGACGGUUGGUUCUGGCAAGACGUCCCUUCUGGCUGCGCUGGCGGGAGACAUGCGCAAGACAGAUGGCAAAUUGAAGAUGGCCUCCACACGUGCAUUUUGUCCACAAUAUGCUUGGAUUCAAAAUGCCACUUUGAAGGAGAAUAUCCUCUUCGGUAAGCCGUACAAGUCCAAAUGGUACAGGGAUGUCAUCGAUUCCUGCGCCCUGAGACCCGACCUGGAAAUCCUGCCUGCAGGGGAUCAGACCGAGAUCGGCGAGCGAGGCAUCACUCUCUCAGGUGGGCAGAAGCAAAGAUUGAACAUUGCGCGGGCGAUUUAUUUUGAUGCGGACAUCAUCUUGAUGGAUGAUCCACUGUCUGCUGUGGAUGCCCACGUUGGUCGUCAUAUCAUGGACAAGGCAAUCUGUGGUCUGAUGAAGGACAAAUGCAGGAUCUUGGCGACCCACCAGCUUCAUGUUCUUUCCCGGUGUGACCGGAUCAUCUGGAUGGAAGACGGUCAUAUUCAGGCUAUUGACACCUUUGAGAACUUGAUGACCACAAGUGUCGAUUUCCAAAAAUUGAUGGCCACGACUGCUCAAGAGGACGAAAGUGCGCUGGCAAAAGCCACAGAUGGAGAAGCCGAUAAGCCGAAGCCUGAAAAGAAGUCCAAGAAGGUCAAAACCACGGGUCUGAUGCAGCAAGAGGAGCGCGCUGUCAAAUCCGUCAGCUGGAGCGUCUGGGGAGCUUACAUCCGUGCAUCAGGGUCCCCAAUACUCUGGCCGCUCAUAUUUACCGCCCUUGUCUUAUCCCAAGGAGCCAACAUAGUGACCAGCUUGUGGCUCAGUUGGUGGACGAGUGACAAGUUCGGGUUCUCCGAAGGCACAUACAUCGCUGCAUACGCAUGUCUAGGCUUGUCGCAAGCGCUGCUGAUGUUCACGUUUUCGACUAUUCUUUCCACCAGCGGCACCAAUGCCAGCAGAGUGAUGCUGCAAAGGGCUAUGACCCGAGUGCUACGGGCCCCCAUGUCCUUCUUCGACACAACUCCUCUCGGCCGCAUCACCAACAGAUUUUCCAAGGAUGUAGACUCAAUGGACAACAGUUUGACUGACGCCAUGAGAAUGUACUUCCUCACCUUGGCCAUGAUCACUUCGGUCUUUUCCCUCAUCAUCGCAUACUUUCACUACUUUGCGGUGGCAUUGGGGCCCCUGUUCAUCUUGUUCUUGUUUGCGUCAAGUUAUUACAGAGCAUCAGCACGGGAAAUCAAACGACAUGAAGCUGUUCUCCGAUCCACAGUGUUUGCACGAUUUUCGGAGUCUAUUUCAGGAGUGGCAUCUAUUCGGGCAUACGGGCUGCAAAGUUAUUUCACGACGCGCUUGAGGGACGCCAUUGAUCAGAUGAACUCUGCAUAUUACCUGACAUUUGCAAACCAACGAUGGUUAUCUACCCGACUUGACGCCAUUGGGAAUAUGCUUGUCUUUGUAACUGGCAUCUUGGUGGUCACAGAUCGAUUUAAUGUUAAUCCUAGCAUAGCGGGUUUGGUUUUGUCAUAUGUUUUGGCUAUUGUACAGAUGAUCCAGUUUACCGUUCGGCAAUUGGCGGAAGUUGAAAACAACAUGAACGCAACGGAGCGACUGCACUUCUAUGGCACUCAGUUGGAGGAGGAAGCACCACUGAAAGGUGCGGCAGUUCCCGAUAGCUGGCCUCAAACGGGAGCAAUCACGUUUGACAAAGUGGAAAUGAGGUAUCGACCGGGAUUGCCGCUCGUUCUUCAUGGCUUGGACUUUCAAAUCAAAGGCGGGGAGAGAAUUGGCAUCGUCGGUCGUACCGGAGCUGGCAAGUCGUCGAUCAUGUCGGCCCUUUUCCGAUUGACAGAACUCACAUCGGGACAGAUCAAGAUUGACGGCGUCGACAUUUCGACUGUUGGGCUAUACGAUCUUCGGUCGCGUCUAGCUAUCAUCCCACAAGACCCGACGCUCUUUCGAGGCACCAUCCGGUCAAACCUCGAUCCUUUCAACGAGCAUUCAGAUUUAGAACUCUGGGCAGCACUGCGGAAGGCGGAUCUGGUGGGAGAUGAAAUGGUCGCAGCAGAGAAAGUUGAUCGUCCCGACACUGCACAAACUGCAGCCACAUCCACGUCGAACGUCAACGCACCAGCCGGAACCAGCCGAAUCCAUCUCGACAGUCCCGUGGACGAGGAAGGCUUGAACUACUCUCUGGGCCAGCGGCAAUUGAUGGCGUUGGCCAGGGCUCUGGUCCGCAACUCGCAGAUUAUCGUCUGCGACGAAGCGACCUCGUCGGUGGACUUUGAGACCGACGAGAAGAUUCAGAGGACCAUGCGCACUGGAUUUGCCGGGAAAACGGUAUUGUGCAUUGCUCACAGGCUGAAGACUAUCAUCAACUACGACCGCAUCUGCGUGAUGGAUCAAGGCAGGAUUGCGGAACUGGAUACUCCCAUCAAUCUGUUUGAGGCAGGUGGCAUCUUCCGGGGUAUGUGCGACAAGAGCCAUAUUGUGCGCGAGGAUUUCUUCAGAGAGUCAUAG
Fonsecaea multimorphosa CBS 102226 is the source of this 4470-nucleotide messenger RNA. RefSeq lists its product as uncharacterized. The record is from RefSeq and is a predicted model, not a curated record. NCBI's taxonomy places the organism in Eukaryota, Fungi, Ascomycota, Eurotiomycetes, Chaetothyriales, Herpotrichiellaceae. Bases 1 to 4470 code for a protein of 1489 amino acids. Gene Ontology annotation, cellular component: membrane. The transcript has a single exon. Gene Ontology annotation, biological process: transmembrane transport. Gene Ontology annotation, molecular function: ATP hydrolysis activity; ATP binding; ABC-type transporter activity.